Molecule: messenger RNA, 3636 nt
Organism: Tripterygium wilfordii
Lineage: Eukaryota; Viridiplantae; Streptophyta; Magnoliopsida; Celastrales; Celastraceae
Product: cation/H(+) antiporter 19-like
Exons: 4
Coding region: 1039-3468 (809 amino acids)
Biological process (GO): regulation of pH; proton transmembrane transport
Cellular component (GO): membrane; endomembrane system
Molecular function (GO): antiporter activity
Source: RefSeq, a predicted model, not a curated record
CUUCCCCUCGAUUCCAUGGCCACUUCAGUCUCGCGCUUCUUCACUUCUCUUCCGUUUAGAUUUUCGACUUGAAAGAUUUUAGUUUUGGCACAGGAAGCAAUGGACGGAAACGAUGUCGGAGUAGAAGAAAAGGAGGCACAAAGAAGCACAGCGUUCUCGCGGCUUAAACCCUUGUGUCUGGAGCUCCUUGAGCUUCUUAAUAAUCCUUACAAACAUUCCUCUGUACUCCCAGAAUUGCUUCAGUUCCUUCAAAGCUCUGCUCCCGAUGAUCUUCAGCCCUUCUUUGAGUAUGUGAACUCAUAGAUUUGUGUAUGGAUGGAUAUUUAUGCUCGAGUAAAAGAUACGAAAUGGGGUUUGUCGCGUAUGAAUUUUGGUUAAAUGUUGGUUUGUGAUUGCUAUACGAUUAUCUUAUGCAUUACUUCAACUGCUUUUCUGGGAAAUUUUACUUUUAGGGAGAAGGGGAAAAAAUGCCGUAGAUAUUGAAGUAUUGCUUGUCGACUGUUUUGCAUGGGCUUAUUAUUCAAGUUGUUGGAUAUGUUAUACUGGUUUUGAAUGGUUAUUAGAUAUGUCUGUAGUUUUUACUAUGCAGCAGAUAUGAUACCAUUGUUGGUAAAUUGUGGAAGCUUAAUUUUUGAACCCUAAGACCUCCCGCUAUGAUGCCAUGUUAAGAUUAGUUGCUUCAUAACUUGUUGAUUUGAGGCAUUUCACAUCAUUCAUACUAUAUUCUAACAAGAUUUUUUGGAUCUCAAUAUUUUGAUAAUUUUCAAAACAAAUGAGCUUAAACAGGGUAAAAUUUGGCUCGACUUGACUGGUUUACAGCCCUAAGAAAAAUACAUGGAAGCAACUCACUGUGCUCAUAUUUUUUAUUAAUGGAAAUAUAUGGAUUAGAAUACAUGGUGGCUCCUUAGGAGGCCAGAAUGCCAGAUGCUCAAGAGUUCAAUUUCUUUCAUCUAUAAAUAGGAGUUUCCGUCAAAGCAUACAGUUGUGCCAACAUAUUCUCAUGCUUGCUCAGACAUCUGAUCAACUUGAGUAACGAAAAUGGUGAAUGACAAUGCGACGACAAUGGCUUGCCCGGCACCCAUGAAGGCAACGUCUAACGGAUCGUUUCAGGGUGAAAGUCCACUGGAUUUUGCACUUCCAUUGGUAAUCCUUCAAAUAUGCUUGGUUGUUGCUUUUACAAGGACUCUAGCAUUCUUUCUGAGACCUCUCCGACAACCGCGAGUCAUUGCAGAGAUCAUUGGAGGAAUUCUGCUUGGACCGUCUGCAAUUGGGAGAAGCGAGAAAUUUUUGCAUACUGUUUUCCCGAAAAAUAGUAUGACUGUUCUCGACACUCUCGCCAACAUAGGCCUACUCUACUUCUUGUUUCUGGUUGGUCUUGAGCUUGACAUUCGAUCAAUCCGUCGUACUGGUAAAAAGGCCUUAGCAAUAGCCGUUGCUGGAAUUAGUCUCCCAUUUGUCCUCGGCAUCGGAACGUCUGUUGUCCUCCGUGCAACCAUCUCUAAAGGAGUUUCUCAUGGCCCUUUCCUUGUCUUCAUGGGUGUUUCCCUUUCCAUCACUGCAUUCCCUGUCUUAGCUCGUAUAUUGGCAGAACUUAAACUUCUCACCACAGAUGUUGGUCGGAUUGCAAUGUCAGCGGCUGCAGUGAAUGAUGUUGCGGCUUGGAUCCUCCUUGCGCUUGCUAUAGCGCUUUCUGGCAGUGACUCUUCUCCUCUAGUCUCCAUAUGGGUUCUUCUUUCUGGAAUUGCAUUUGUUUCAUUUGCUGUUUUUGUCUUGAGACCUGCACUAGCAUUAAUGGCUCGAAGAUCACCCGAGGGCGAGCCCGUGAAGGAGCUCUAUAUAUGCAUCACAUUGUCGAUAGUAUUGGUCGCUGGCUUUGUCACUGACACAAUUGGCAUUCACGCUCUUUUCGGUGCAUUUGUAGUUGGAAUUGUUAUUCCCAAAGACGGUCCUUUUGCUGGGGUGUUGAUAGAGAAGAUUGAAGAUAUUGUUUCAGGACUUCUCUUGCCUCUCUACUUUGCGUCAAGUGGUCUAAAGACCAACGUCGCCACGAUAUCUGGAGGUCAAUCGUGGGGCUUGCUAGUGCUUGUUAUAUUCACUGCUUGUUUAGGUAAAGUUGUUGGAACAACAGUGGUGUCUUUGGCUUAUAAGGUGCCUUUUCGAGAGGCCGCAGCUCUCGGGUUCCUUAUGAACACCAAAGGCUUGGUGGAGCUCAUUGUGCUCAACAUUGGAAAGGAUCGUAAGGUGUUGAAUGACCAGACAUUUGCAAUAUUAGUUCUAAUGGCGCUAUUCACUACCUUUAUCACCACCCCAAUUGUGAUGGCAAUUUAUAAGCCUGCUAGAAGGGGAGCACCAUACAAGCAUCGAACCAUUCAGGGCAAAGACACCGAUACAGAGCUCCGUAUGCUUGCUUGCUUCCAUAGCAACCAUAACAUUCCUACCAUGAUCAAUUUGAUAGAGUCUUCUCGUGGAACGCGUAAGCGAGGACUAUGUGUGUAUGCAAUGCAUAUGAUGGAACUCUCUGAACGUUCAUCUGCCAUAUCGAUGGUUCACAAGGCACGAAAAAAUGGACUUCCAUUCUGGAACAAAAUUCGUGAUGACAAAGACCAAAUAGUGAUUGCAUUCCAAGCCUAUCAGCAGCUAAGUAGAGUCACUAUUCGCCCCAUGACUGCCAUAUCUGCUCUCAAUAGCAUUCAUGAAGAUAUCUGCACAAGUGCACAUCAAAAGCGCGCUGCGAUAAUUUUCCUCCCAUUCCACAAGCACCAAAGGGUAGAUGGAACCAUGGAGUCACUUGGUCACUCAUUCCAUCUUGUAAAUCAGCGCGUCCUUCGCUAUGCACCUUGUUCUGUUGGAAUUCUCGUCGACCGCGGAUUUGGAGGAACAACACAAGUCUUUUCCAGUGAAGUGUCUUACUCUUUCGCCAUGCCAUUUUUCGGCGGGCGUGAUGAUCGUGAAGCUCUUGCAUUUGGCAUUAGGAUGGCAGAGCAUCCGGGAAUCAUGCUCACGGUAAUAAAAUUCACAGCUUCUACCGGGAAGUCAUUGCUCUUCGGGCAUGUGAUCAAGAAGGGGAAAGACGUCGACAAUGAGACUAAGGGAGAUGAUGAAUAUGACAAUCAAUUCUUCUCUGAGUUCCUAGAGAAAAGCAAGAAACAGGAUUCAAUCAAGUAUGAGGAAAGAGUGAUCGAAUCUCAGGCAGACAUCGCCAGGACACUAAAAUCAAUGAGCAAAUGCAACAUGUUUUUGGUUGGAAGAACACCAUGUGUAGCUCCAUUGGCUGCCAUAAUUGAUUGUCCAGAACUAGGUCCCGUUGGCAGCUUUCUAGCCUCAUCUGAUUUCUCUACUACUGCAUCGGUUUUGGUCAUUCAACAAUACAAUUCCUCCAAAAAUUUAGAUUCAGAAAUGGAGGAGCAGGAAGAGGAUACAUACGAGGUUCCAGAUACACCGGAUGCAUCGAAAAUGGCAAAGGUCUAAGCUAGUUGACUUAGUGUUAUAUAUUUCCUUUCCAGUAAGAAGAUUAUAGGAUUAAUAAAUAGUAAAUGGGAGUGUGAGAAAUUUACUAGAAGGCAUGAUAAAUUUUUAUUAAAACCCCAAAAGCAUGCUUUGUAAUAGUUAAUUGUCUUUAUAUUCUCAUGAUCAAAA